Molecule: messenger RNA, 1325 nt
Organism: Gossypium arboreum
Lineage: Eukaryota; Viridiplantae; Streptophyta; Magnoliopsida; Malvales; Malvaceae
Product: agamous-like MADS-box protein AGL21
Exons: 9
Coding region: 461-1096 (211 amino acids)
Biological process (GO): regulation of DNA-templated transcription
Cellular component (GO): nucleus
Molecular function (GO): DNA-binding transcription factor activity
Source: RefSeq, a predicted model, not a curated record
GUCGUUUUCCAUUUACAUUUUUCACCAAAACCCUAGCAUUUGCCUCAACACAUUUUUAUCGCCUCACACUUUCUGUUUUCACUUAGUUUCUGAUUCUUCACUUUCAUUACUUCAAACUCUCGCAGCGAUGAGACCUCCAAGAGAUAAGUAACCAACGUUUCUUACGUUUCCUAUCAUUUUUAGUUACACACUCUCGUUAUGGCAUUCCUAAUGGUUUAAUCAUGUUUCAGGCCGUGGUGGUGGUGGGUUUAGGGGCAGAGGUGAUGGUGGAAGAGAGAGAGGAAGAGGAGGUGGUGGAAGAGGUGGUGAUAGGGGUGGUAGUGCCAUGAAAUCCCGCGGCGGUGGCUGUUGUCUGAGCAAAGAACGCAGGAGAUACUUUGUAUCAUUCAACCUUCUUUGGUUUCUGAACAAAAUCGACAAAAUAUUAUUGCUUACUUUCAGAGGCUAAUCAAAGGUUACUAUGGGAUCGAGUGUUAAAGCAACAAUUGAGAGGUACAAAAAGGCUUCUGAUUCCUCCAAUACUGGGUCAGUUGCUGAAGUUAAUGCUCAGUUCUAUCAGCAAGAAGCUGAGAAACUCCGAAAUCAAAUCCGGAAUUUGCAGAAUACAAACAGGCACAUGCUGGGGGAGUCCGUAGGGGGAUUGCCUAUGAAAGAAUUUAAGAGCUUGGAGAGUCGUUUAGAAAAAGGAAUUAGUAGAAUCCGUUCCAAAAAGAAUGAGCUGUUGUUUGCUGAAAUAGAGUAUAUGCAGAAAAAGAUGUUCCCAUUUGGCUCAGUUCCGUUGAAAACCUUCCUUCCUGAUGGAGAUAUUGAUUUGACUGCUCUUAGUCAUCAAAAUAUGGAGGAAAAUUUUGCAAGAUAUAUCUGCAGUAUCUUACAAGAUAACCAGCAGAACUCUGAGGUUCUAGUACAGGAUGUUCAAUAUAUUCGGCACAGUUAUCAUUUUUCUUUUCUGUCCCAUGGCUGUUUAGUUGCUGCCAAGUUUGAAAGAUGCCUAGAGGUUAAAAUAGUGAAAUGCACUGUGAAUGACAUACCGGUGGACAUCUCUUUCAAUCAAACGGCUGGUCUAUCUGCACUUUGCUUUCUGGAGAAGGUUUGAGUUUUUGGUGGAUGCAUAGUCCAGGAUUAGCUGAAUUCAUGCAUAGUGACUUGUUUAAGCUAACUGCUUAUCUUAAAGUGUGCAUUCUAUCAUUAUUUUGUUCUAUUUGUAUUUUGUUAGAUUUCUGGUGUAGUAUGAUAAGUGCGGUAUUUUGUUUGGCGGGAUGUAUUUAUAUCAUAGAUUAUUAUUCUUUUCAAUAUUUUGAUAAUGAAUUUUAAUUUUUUUUAUA